Molecule: messenger RNA, 309 nt
Organism: Aphanomyces astaci
Lineage: Eukaryota; Oomycota; Saprolegniomycetes; Saprolegniales; Verrucalvaceae
Exons: 2
Coding region: 1-309 (102 amino acids)
Source: RefSeq, a predicted model, not a curated record
AUGUUAGGGAAUUCUGGAUCCAAACCUGUGAGGACUCAUGAAGAAAUCGAAGUGACGAUCAAGGCCGCGCCACAAGAAGACCGCCAAACGUUGCGCUCCCUCGCCAGCCACAGUGGCACAUCCAAGACCACCAUCAUGCGACAUAUGGGAGUGACCAAGAAGUUCAAGGCGCCACAUCAAGCACCGACACCAACAACACGGAGCGACUGCGAGCUUGCACUUCGAGCUGCCAAGUCCAAACGUUUCAAUAAGAAGGUAAUGUUUUUGGCUGCCGUUGCUCGCCCCCGGUAUGACCCGCACCUACGUUAA